CAAAAAGAAAGCUUUUCAGAAAACAACGCCUGCUUUCUCCAACACUAAAACUCACACAUAGUCGAAGAACCAAAACCCUAGCUCUUCUUUGCUGAUAUGGAAGAUAAAGAGGGGAGCAAUCCAGGAGCUGAGUUUACUUCCGAGUCGAGCUGGACACUUUCAGGGGAAGGGCCUGACUCGGUGUCCAACAGCGUUAAUUACUUCUUCGAUAUGGAAAGUACUAGUAUACUCAGUGAGUUCGGUUGGGAUCUACCACCGGAUCAUGCCGUUGAGUUUGGACGGUUUGCUGAAUUCAACCGGACUGAAGCCAUGCCUGAAUUGGCGGGAAACUUUAGUGGCUCACAAAGCUGCGCUGCAGCUGAUGAUCAUGGUGCUCGUUGUUCUGGCUCCGGGACGGCUUCGAAUCCGGGUGGAUCAGCUGACGUUUCGACAUCGAAUCCGUUGGUGUCUUCGAGCUCCAGUGAGGAUCCGCCGGAUAAAUCUACGGGAUCCGGCGGAAAGCCGCCCGAGAUACCGAGUAAGGUGAGGAAGAAGGGACAAAAACGAAUACGGCAGCCACGUUUUGCAUUUAUGACCAAGAGUGAGGUUGAUCAUCUUGAAGAUGGCUAUCGGUGGCGGAAAUAUGGACAAAAAGCUGUUAAAAACAGUCCAUUUCCAAGGAGCUACUAUAGUUGUACAAACAGCAAAUGCACAGUGAAAAAGAGAGUAGAACGCUCUUGUGAAGAUCCUACCAUUGUCAUUACUACAUACGAAGGUCAACACUGCCAUCACAGUGUAGCAUUCCCCAGAGGGGGAUUCAUCAGCCAUGAAGCUGCCUUUACUGGUCAGUUGACGCCGGCAGUCUCACAAUUUCAUCAUCCGGGGGAACAGUUACAUAGGGAAAUUCCUCCAAGCACAACACAAUCACAAUCACACCAAUCACCCAUUGACGCAGGAGAAUCUCGUUCGGAGCCCGAACCUACCUCGGAGCCUCCAACAGAUGAAGGGUUACUAGGUGAUAUCGUUCCUCCUGGAAUACGUUACAGAUGAGAAAGGAAAUACGGUAUGCUUACCUUCCUUUAGCUAAAUGAAGUUAAUUAACGUACUCUCACGCUCUGCAUGUGGUUGUCCAUUUGACUACGUGUGCUUUAUAGGGAGGUCUGCUGUAUCAUUUUUUAA
Molecule: messenger RNA, 1158 nt
Organism: Hibiscus syriacus
Lineage: Eukaryota; Viridiplantae; Streptophyta; Magnoliopsida; Malvales; Malvaceae
Product: probable WRKY transcription factor 57
Exons: 4
Coding region: 97-1029 (310 amino acids)
Biological process (GO): regulation of DNA-templated transcription
Molecular function (GO): DNA-binding transcription factor activity; sequence-specific DNA binding
Source: RefSeq, a predicted model, not a curated record